Messenger RNA from Geodia barretti, 251 nucleotides. Lineage: Eukaryota; Metazoa; Porifera; Demospongiae; Tetractinellida; Geodiidae. The record is from the annotation of a GenBank genome assembly.
UCCUAGGUUUUCUGGCAGUCUAAUGGCUUAAGGUUCCUAGGUUUUCUGGCAGUCUAAUGGCUGAAGGUUUACAGCAAGAAACCUUCAGCCAGAGAACAUGGAAAGUAAUGAAAAAAUGCUAUUUUUUAAACGUAUGUAUAUUGGUGCCAUAUGGAAACAUACAAUUUUCUAUUGAUUACUUAACCUGGUUCCCAACAAAAAUGUCCGCAAAACUAAUUUGCAAACGUGUUCAUUAAAUGUUUAUCCCAUGA